Messenger RNA from Parnassius mnemosyne (clouded apollo), 4414 nucleotides. The record is from the annotation of a GenBank genome assembly. NCBI's taxonomy places the organism in Eukaryota, Metazoa, Arthropoda, Insecta, Lepidoptera, Papilionidae.
AGAGUCGAUCGAACGAUAGCUUGUCAGCGUGAACGUGAAAGUCUUUCAUUACUUUCAUAUAGUUGUUCUGUAUUUUUGGUGCCUAGUGGGUGUGCUAACAAGUGACUUCGGCUGCUUUUGUUUUACUUGGUGCUAAAAUACUAAUUUCAGGAUGCCUGCAGCAGUGCCUCCAGAAAAUGGCGCGCCGCGGAGCGAACUCGAGCAGCUCCAGAUGCGCGCCGGUCAGGUCACUGACGAGUCAUUGGAGUCCACACGGCGCAUGAUGCAGCUAUGCGAGGAGAGCAAGGAGGCCGGCAUUCGUACUCUGGUCGCUCUAGACGACCAGGGAGAACAAUUGGAUAGGAUCGAGGAGGGAAUGGACCAAAUCAACGCGGACAUGCGAGAGGCCGAGAAGAAUCUGUCCGGGAUGGAGAAGUGCUGCGGCAUCUGCGCACUGCCUUGCAAUAAAGGAGCGUCGUUCAAGGAGGAUGAUGGUACAUGGAAGGGCAACGAUGACGGAAAGGUAGUCAACAACCAGCCGCAGCGAGUCAUGGACGAGCGAAACGGUAUAGGACCACAAGCCGGUUACAUAGGCAGGAUAACAAAUGACGCCCGCGAGGAUGAGAUGGAAGAGAACAUGGGUCAAGUGAACACAAUGAUUGGCAACUUGCGCAACAUGGCGCUCGACAUGGGCUCUGAGCUCGAGAACCAGAACCGCCAGAUCGACCGCAUCAAUCGCAAGGGUGAAAGCAACGAGACCCGCAUAGCAGUAGCGAACCAGCGAGCGAACAAGCUGCUCAAAUCUUAAACAUCGAGUCGUUUAGUAUUCUAGAUUUAUGUAUUUGACGAUACCUACCAAUAAUAUUACACUUACCUCAUAUAUGAGUCUCUAUUUUGUUGCUCGAUUGUACCUUUUAGAGUAAAAUGUGUAGUUGACUUUAUAUAGCAACUAUCAAAUAAACUUUAGUUAACUACGAUGUGAAUUUGCUCAUAAAAUUUAAAAACCAAUUUUAAUGUCCUGUAUUAUUUAUCAUAUUUGGCAAAACAUAUAUUAUUUUUGAAUUUUGUUACUAAGCACAAAUUUUACUUUAUCUAUGGCUUUUUAACAUAUUUUUUAGCACGGUAAAGUUUGAUAUUUGGUCGAUUAACGUCAUUUUACAUAAAUCAGGUUUCAAUCCUUGGUAAGUUAUUAAGAAUGAACGAUUUAUCCUAAUUUCCAAGUCGAUUACAAGAAAAGCUACAACCAUAUCAAGGCAUUUAAAGAAGAGUUGUUUAAAAGAUGUUAAAAAAAGCUCAUUUGAAUACGUUACCAAAUAUAUUCUAAAUUAUAAUAUAUACACAUUUGAAAUCAAUAAUCACUAAAAACAAUAUUAAAUUGACUUGUAAUCGACUAUUAUAUUUUAUUAUUGAAAGUUUGGCCCACAUUGUAAGUACAUAUGUAUAUUCGGACAGUGAUAGAUUCUAGAAUGCAGUAAAUGAAUUUUGCUGCGCGAGCCAGAAGUCAUACAUAUAUUUUUGAUUAGUCUCAUAUUAAAAAUUAAUGAAAGGUCUUAAUCAUGUAGCUUACAUUUUAAUAAGAGGCCAGUAUAAUGAAUAAGUAUGUUGAACCCAAACUGAUGAGCGUUUUUUUUGCGUCGUUUUAUCUUUAGAUCUUUUUUUUUUUUCAAAACCUUAGGAUUCUUUUAUAAACCACGACACAGAUGGGGGAGCUGCCGCGAGUGUCAAGAAUGCGACGGGUCUUGACCAAAGAGAUUUAAAUAUAUAAGUAUAUUAUAGAGCGGACAUAGGGAACAUUUGCAUACAAAAAAUUUGAGUUCGCGCGUGUGUAACCGCCCUCUAGCUAAACAUAGCAAAACUACGCUGAAUGUUUAUUAGGAAAACAUUUCAGCUAUUCCCCAGUAGGUGACGCUAAUAAAUGUAAGGUAAAACCCGUUUUAGGGAUGUUAUCGUUUCGACAUCAAAGUAUCGAUAAUGUUGUUGAAUGUUACUAAGUUUGCAAUGCUUUACUAUAUAAUAAUAGGGAAUAUGCGUGUUUUUUUAUUGUAUAAAUCUAUUUAUUAUGACUCCCAUCACCAAAAAUUAUAUAAACUUUUUACGUCAUGAAUGAAAUGAAAUGUCAUGAAAUAAAAUAUUUAAUUUCCAAUAACUAAGAAUUAAUUCAAACAGCAGUCACAUUGGUGGCAUCUUGGAUGACAUCACUAGGUCCAUUAGACGCUAUAAUAAUAGCAUAUGAUUGGUCGGUCGGCGUCGAAAGCACAUCGCGAAACGUCAAAACAAUUAGAGAGCGCCUCCAUGUUUUUCAAAUUCGUUUCUUUUAGACAAAUACACUUUAAAUCUAAUAUUUUAGGAAAGCACUGAACUUAAAAGUCGUUGCACGAUAAAUUAUUAUAUAAAUUCACAAGUUGGCGCGUUUACCGCUAAAAAGAACACCUUUGUCGUAUCUCCUCAAUUUCUAAAUACUAAAUGACACAAAUCCGAAAUAUAUUCUAUAGGACAUAAGUAAGAGGUGGUGACUAUUUUGUUGCUGAUGUCCGGUCUAUUACUACUGCUUAAAUGUAUUUGGUCUCGACUGACGUCUUUUCUCAAUUGAAUAAAGCAACAUAAUAUAUAUUUAUAAUUAUCCCUACCCUUUGCAAGCACGUGUAUGCAGAAUUUUUAAUUUUUUUUAUUCAAUAAGGGUGAUAAACUAGCACAUAGUCCACCUGAUGGUAAGUGGCCCAUAGACAUAAUCAAAAUACAGAUAUGUUGUCACCCCUGAGAACUAAAUUGGAAUGUCUCGUUACAAGUGAAAAUAGUCUUCGGUUUCCUACCCUCAUCAGCAUUAUUCUGCUGUUUCACACUAGUAUUCUUUGGGAGCGUGGUCCUACCCGGUCGAGCCAACCCAUCCGUACUGCAGCUGCGUAUAGUUAGAAUACCUGCAGCGUGGCACUACAACAUAAAAACACUCCAAUAUUAUCAUAUCACACUGCCGAUCGUUUAAAAAGCGCUCGUGAGUAUUUACCCUAACACUGUAAUUAGUAAUAACAUUAUUUAAUAAAUGGGCUUCUUAACGUUACUAGUCAUCGUAUGGACUAUUAUCUACAUUUAGAAUUUAAAAUUGGUCGGCUAUGUUAAUUUCAAUAUGUUUCGCAGCUAUACGCUUUGCCAACGUGACCUAUUUUUUUUUAUUUGUGUAAUGUGCCAAAACGUUUAAAUCCAAAACAAUAAAAAUAUACUUCACUUUCAAUAUAUGCAUAUCGAACUAGAAGUCUUGAAAUAUAGACCUAUACGUAUAUCCAAAAUAAUGAGCUAUUUGAAAUAUCACUUUCUUAAUAUAUUACAAACAUAAAUAAUCGAUAUUAAUAAUAGAUGCAGUUAAGAGUGUACCAAUUUAACUCUGUAGCGACCAUUUUAAACUUAUAUCCACCAACCUACUUGGUAGAUUUAUAUUUUAAUUAUAGAAAUACUGACAAUCAUAUGUGAUUUUAAAUAAUUCUUAGUUCAAUUUUAUGCAUUCAAUGUUGCGUAGAAACGUUAUAAAAUACUGUAGGCACCGUGAUAUUAACUUCUGGAUUAUUAAAAUGUAUUACUCUUGUAUAUUAAAUUUUUUUUAUAUUUAAUUGUCCUAAAAAAUAUCUUAGAAUAAAUUCUUAUGAUUCCCUGUACAUUUAAUAUGAUUUCCUUUAGUUAUAGAUUAAGAAAAUGGUGCCUGAAUUAACUUAUUAGGUUAUUUUUUUAAUUAUUUAAAAUAAAACUGGAUUUUUUAUAGAUUUUAUAGCUAAUAGCAUUUAUUUAUUUUUCAUUAACGCCGUUCUAUGAAAUAUGACAUUGUAUUAAAUAAAUAGUAAAACUACUCUAGUGUGAAUUUGAAUAAAGUAUAUAAUAUGUUCUAUGUAUAUUGUUAGAUAAUUCAGAUUAAACCGUUAAAAACCGUUAUAAAAAUUAUAGAGCAAUGUGAUAACAUAACAAAAUGCAAUAUUUUAUUAGAUAGUUGAGCAUUUGAAACUUUAUUGAAACCUACUUAAAGUAUGUUACUAUAAGUAUAACUAAUAAUGUGUACCGGCCUUAGGAGUAAUGAAUAUAGGAAUGUUAAAGGCGAGAUGGCUUAAAAGUUGUACUCAUGUACCAGCUAUAGAAAUAAGGGUUUUCUCGGAAUUUUUCUCUGUCUUUCUCUCAAUCAAAUUAGUUAAGCUGUACACGAAUACUAAUCUAAGUAAAAAUAUUUUAAUAAUUUAAAUGUGCAAUCUUUGUCGUCUCUAUGUCAUUGAAUUUUGUUGUAAUGCGCCGUUCUAGUUAUCAAUUAGGUGUGUUAAUCCGCCUGCGCAAUAUCUAUUCAUUUAUCAGCCUAAUUACAUACAAUAUAUAAAAAUUAAAAAAAUAUAUCUAUUUUCUUGAAAACAAAGUAACUUUACAGUUAGAAUGUAAUGUUAAUUUCUGAUUAAAUUAUUAAUUUGUU